AGAUGAACAAAAACUGCGAAUGAAAAGUGAUUUCGAGGAGAAAAAUUGAAGUCUUUUCAUGUGAUUUUGUGAAUUUGUGUUAGUGCAAAAUUCAUUGUAGACUGUGUUUUUAUAAUAUUUUCGGAGCAAAGUUCCCAAAAAAACGUACCGCUUGGUAGUAAUAUGAGUAAUGUUACCAACCAAAAUGGAACAGGUCUAGAGCAGCAGCUUGCUGGUCUGGACUUGCAGCCUCAGGCUCCUAGGAGUACUGGCCGCUAUAUUCCUCCGCACCUGCGCAGGCAGUUGGAGGCAAAAGGUGACGAACCUAAGCGUUCAAGCUUAGAUUCUCGUCCUAACGACGCACGGGACAACCGUUCAUCAUUCGGAGGCAACUCUAGAGCCUACGACCGUGGUGGUCGGCGCGACGACCGCGACCGUGACCGCGACCGUGACUACGAUCGCGGCUACGAUUCGCGAUUCCCGCGCAGGGACCGCGGUGAGUACAUAGGUCGUGAUGCCGGAUAUCAAAAUGGCGACUCAGAGCGGUGGGCUGAGCCGGAUCGCAGAGGCGGAAGCGGUGGAGGAGGCGGUGGCGGAGCCGGCGGGGGUGGAGGUGUGCCUCCAAGUCCCGGUGGGCGAGCCAUGGCACCGUCGCGAGAUGUGCGUCGCGACGAAGACUACAAUGAGCCGCCACCACCUCGCAACGACCGCUGGAAAGAGCCGGAGCCGCGCUCCGACGAACGUUCAAACUCGCGCUGGGGUUCCGAUGACGUGCGACGUACAUCGUCUCGCAGGGACGAGAACGACUGGACAGUCCCGUUACCUCGCGACGAGCGGCAGGAGUUGGAGCUCUUUGGCACUGGAAACACAGGCAUCAACUUCUCCAAAUACGAGGAUAUACCAGUUGAGGCCAGCGGGGAGAACGUCCCGGACUUCAUUACAAAUUUUGAGGAUGUUAACCUGACGGAAAUAAUGAGCACGAACAUAGCGGCCGCACGCUACGACAAGCCGACACCGGUGCAGAAGUACGCGAUACCGAUAGUACUGGGCCGGAGAGACGUGAUGGCGUGCGCGCAGACCGGCUCCGGCAAGACCGCAGCCUUCCUUGUGCCCAUCCUCAACCAGAUGUACGAAGCAGGACCCGUUAAACACUUAGGGCCAAUCAAACGCAAACAGUAUCCCCUCGGCUUAGUGCUGGCACCUACUCGCGAGCUGGCCACACAGAUUUACGACGAGGCUAGAAAGUUUGCAUACCGUUCCCGCGUGAGACCUUGCGUCGUAUAUGGCGGUUCACCAAUCCAAGACCAGUUCCGUGAACUGGAUCGUGGCUGCCACCUUCUGGUCGCGACGCCAGGCCGUCUCGUCGACAUGCUGAACCGAGGACGAGUAGCGCUUGACUACUGCCGCCAUCUUGUGCUCGACGAGGCCGACCGCAUGUUGGACAUGGGUUUCGAGCCCCAGAUCCGUAAGAUUGUUGAAGGACAUACGAUGCCCAAGACCGGCGAGCGACAGACCCUCAUGUUCUCCGCCACUUUCCCCAAGCAGAUACAAGUCUUAGCGCAAGACUUUCUUUACAACUACGUGUUCCUCGCCGUUGGACGCGUCGGAUCUACUUCCGAAAAUAUUACCCAAAAGGUUGUAUGGGUGGAAGAGUGUGAUAAGCGAUCGUUCUUAUUGGAUUUACUCAACGCGUCCAAUUUGCUGCAACGCUCAAAAACUGAAGAAGACCAGCUAACGCUUGUCUUUGUCGAAACAAAAAAAGGUGCGGAUCAGCUAGAGGAGUUCCUGUACGCAGACGGGUACCCAGUGACUUCCAUUCACGGUGAUCGCUCGCAACGGGAGCGUGAGGAGGCCCUUCGUCGCUUCAGAUCAGGACAGACGCCAAUACUGGUCGCCACCGCUGUUGCCGCUAGAGGCUUGGAUAUUCCGCAUGUACGUCAUGUGAUCAACUUCGACCUGCCGUCCGAUGUCGAGGAAUACGUGCAUCGUAUCGGUCGUACGGGCCGUAUGGGUAACCUCGGUGUUGCCACAUCCUUCUUCAAUGACUCCAACCGCGGUCUUGCAAGGGAACUCGUGGAGUUGCUCAUCGAGGCUAAACAAGAUGUUCCCAAUUGGUUAACGAGUGCAGCGGUAGACGGUCGUUCUGGCGGCGGUGGUCGGCGAACGGGAAGUCGUUCCGGCGGCGGUCGCUUCGCAUCAAGCAGCUUCGGCGCCCGCGAUUUCCGUACACAGCCGCGACAGGCGCCACGCUCCGCAGGACCCUCUGGCGGUUUUGGAUACGGCGGCGGCGGUUCAUACGGUGGCAACUACGGCGGGGCGUACGGUGGAGGUGGCGGCGGCAACAGCGGCGGCACCGACUGGUGGGGCGAUUCGUAAGCGCAUACGCCUCGCACCGCCCGCCACGCACCGCUAGAUUUACGAUUACACGUACCGUAACACGUACCGCGGUUUUUAGGCAGAGCCGACACCAGUUACAAUAGGAUACCAUUCCCAAUCUACCCAGUCACGAAACCAAGUCACAAUUUUAAUUUUCCAUUCUAUUUUAUUGUAAUUUAUUAAUCGAGGCUCUGGUCUAAAUACCGUCCCAAAUUGUGCCACCUUCGUGUCCCUUCGCACUAAACGUGCGAUUCAUAGAUUAAUGUAUUGUACUCGGAGAGUAGGGUUGAAAUUGAUCCGUGAUCAUGCUUAUAUGGAAAGAGCGGUGCGACAAAGAUGUGUUUGUGCGACGCUUAGCGAGCGCUGAAUCUCAGGUGCGCGGCUCGCGACAGCGUCCGUUUCUUAAAAUCGUUUAUAUAAAUUCAUCGGGCAUAUUUGCCUAUAUUUAAGAUACGCGAGGCAGUCGCGAUCAAUAGUUGAUCUUCGAUUAACGUAAAUUAUGAUACACGUUUCGUUUGCAUCGCGUCGGAUUGGUCGUGACUCGCACGCGUUUUAUCAUUUCUCAGUAAUGAUGUGAGUAGUUGAUUAAUAUAGAAAUAUUUUUGAUGUUUGAUCUGUAUCGUGAAUUCGUUCGAAUGAUGUAACUGUAUUUCAAUUUUUCUAUUUUCUGACUGUCUCGUUGCUGAUUCACCAUUCCCGAUUAUAAAAUUUUGAAGCAUUUAUGCACCCUAAUGUCGAUGUAGCUAUUUAUUGCAGUAGUGUCGAAAAUACCGAUACAGUAUCAUAGUAAUGUACUAAAUUUUAUCUGUAGAAAUCCCAUAAUGUAACAUCUAUCAACAUCGUGGUCUAUAAUUUGAAUGUGAAUUUACCAAUAAAAAUUAAGAAACAAGA
Messenger RNA from Vanessa atalanta (red admiral), 3246 nucleotides. RefSeq names its product ATP-dependent RNA helicase DDX3X (gene bel). The transcript is spliced from 13 exons. Gene Ontology annotation, molecular function: RNA binding; ATP binding; RNA helicase activity. Gene Ontology annotation, biological process: gamete generation; cell differentiation. NCBI's taxonomy places the organism in Eukaryota, Metazoa, Arthropoda, Insecta, Lepidoptera, Nymphalidae. The record is from RefSeq and is a predicted model, not a curated record. Gene Ontology annotation, cellular component: nucleus; P granule. Bases 163 to 2355 code for a protein of 730 amino acids.